AUGUCUCGCCGCCGUCGAGAGCAGUUCGAAGGGGCCCCACAGUCUCAGCCUCCAGACCCUUCUCAACAGCAACAGCAGCAGCAACGUCAGCAGGUACUCCUCCACCAGCAGCACCAGCAGCACCAGCAGCACCAGCAGCACCAGCAACAUAUAGCACAGCAGCAGCAGCAACAUGUUACUCAACAGCUACACCAUAUCCAACUCCAACAGCAGCAGGAGCAGCCGUAUUAUAUUCCUCUAAGUGCCCCUCCUGUACAUCCUCCUCCGCCGCCGCCCGGACCCCCACUUCUAGCCCAAGGCCCCCCACCUAUUGUACCAUUGACAGCGCAAUCACCUGAGCCACUUCGUUUACUCUCAGUCUUGGACUCACUGAAGCCCUUGGGCUUCACCUCCAUAUCCGACUUUCUCGUACAUCUGUUCACAAGCGAAGACCCCGCAGUCCGCCGGCGCGUAAGCCUAUUCUACACCCAUGGCGGUAUCAAGUCACUCCUCGAAAUCUUCAUGGCAUCCAAGCGCGCACGCGAGAAUGGCGGAGAUGAAAUCGCUGUAGCGUGGGCUGGGGGUGUGUUCAAGGACGAAUUCGAUCUCGGACUCGUUAAGGGUGGUAUCAAUGUUGAUGUCCGCGCCAACUCCACCGAAUCCCGCGGGCGCACGACCGGGGAAAUCCUCAAAGAGGGCCUCGAGAACUUCGACUUGGUUAAGGUGCAACGACAAUGCGAGCGCAAGGCGCCAUUACUAUGGCGCCUUUUGGAAACCCUGUCUUCAUCCGACCGUGAGCGAGUCGAGGUGAAAGUUGCACCACCAUCGAGCGACGAGCAGCCACAGCCGCCAGCUUCAAAACGGCGGAAGAUGGAUCCUGGGCCCGGGGCCGUGGGUGUAUCAACCGCGAAUCCGCCUUUGACGGUAACGAUAAUGCUUCUAUUACUCGCAAGUUCACAGGUCAGAAACAAGUUUCAGAAAUGGCUUGGGCUCUACCUGUAUGCUCAGGGCGUUCGAAAAGGGCCAUUGAAUUCGCUGCGAACAUUGGGCGUAGGCAGCGAGGGGAAAGUCAUCGGUGAUAACGUGCUUCGUGUGAUCGGAGACGAUACAAAAAAGAAAUUACGUGCAGAGCUGGGUGGAUCAGAUCAAACACAGGUCAGGGGACCCGGCGCUCCAAGGAUCAACUCAAGAUCUACAAAACGCAAAUCCCUUCUCACUGCAGAAGCCAUUGUCUUGGAGCCAGCCCAAUCUAAUCCGGAUCCUUUGCAUGGGAAGAGACCUUUUAUAAUAUCUCAGGCUACCUACCAUCCCUCCCCUAAGGAUCAUCUCCGGGCUGAUAAUUUUGCGCCGUGUGCGACGAUUCCAUUCAUUAUAAGACUUCCCGUGGAGACUCCUGUCCUGACCAAAGGGAUGAUAAAAACCUCCUCCUUAUAUCGCAAAGAGAAACACUUUCCAACAGUCCUCACACCUGCUAUGCCGGUUGCGAAAGAUCCGCCUUCGUUCGGCAGUAAUAGCGCAGGUUCUAAUUCCGGGGUAGCGGCGUUCUAUAGCUACCCAUUUUCAAAUUCUGCAUACAGUACAACCCCUGGGUAUGAUGCACCGACACCGGCUCCAAACGGCGACUUUUACUAUGCACCAGCUACCCCUAGCGCUUCUUCGGGACCUACCUGGCCGGGCAACGCUAACCCUGGUGCUACGGGGUCUGCGAAUAAUGGAACAAGACUUUUGCUUACAGACGAGGAGGGAAAGAUAUAUUGGAAGCAUCAGGCAAGACGCAGUGUUUGGCGUGCAAUGAAGCGGAUGUGGCCGAAAGUUGGAGAAAUCAUAACGGAAGAUGAAGUGUGUGAACCAGUCACUAACCCUGCUGCUCCUCCAGAAAUCGAGCUAGAUAUCAAAAACGUAGUUUCGCAGGUAUCGGAGGAGGACCUAUUUCCAAUGCCGAGCAUGAAACGCGUGAAUCCCAAAAAGCCCGAAGAGCAAAUGGCUGUUCUGGAAUUGGUCUCAGAAUACCUUGGUUUCGAGACGAGACAUCUCAAAGGUCCCGGUGCCGGUGACCGCCUCUGGAUCUGGGCUGGAAAUCUUGAAACGAUACAAGGAUUAAAAUCCGCACGUCAUGCAGCACCCCCAGACUCGGUAUUACACAAUAUACACCCGGUGCUCCAACUUUUUGAUAUAAGACAAUCAUUCCUCCUUGAGCUGUUGAAGCAGCACUAUGGAAAACCGAAUGAUAAAGAUUUGACAAUUACGGGGCAAUAUGCGGAGGGGCUUCUGCUUCACUCGCUCGAGUCACAUCUGAUCGAUUCGAUUUUGAGCGUGACAAAGAUACGUGAAUCGGGACCAAAGACAAAACAGGAAGUUCUCGACAUAAUCACGAAGGUCUACGAGACCUACCUCGACCCCGAGACCGUAAAGGCCUACCAAGCCGUCACAGAAGCAAAUAAUCGAGACGAAGUCUUCGAAAACCACAUGUUACUGAUGCAACACUCAAUCGUCUACUUCUCUCUCCUGGAAUGCAUCGCUGCGGCAUCAACAGACAACCUCUUGCACAUCCUUGCCUGGAUCGCUACCGCAUUCCAGGGUCUCACUUCCGCUCGAUCCACAAAAAUGGCGCGAGAGCUAUUAGAUCUGGUCUCUGGACUGCAGGGCGAAUGGUCCAGUGAGAUCCGAGCGGCUGUUCUUGGGUCCAUGAUAAUCCCUAAACCUACCGGGGCACCGUAUCCUGUGCUUUCGUCACAUCCUGCAGCUGCAAAGGUACCCGGCGAGUUCCAUGAGGUCGAUUUUGCGAUGAAGCAGCUGCUGAGGCAGACAAAGACCGUCUUUGACCUGCGCGAUAAUCCGAAAUAUGACUUCUUCCGUGAGGUCGCGACGCCUAAUAUCAGGACUAUCUCGAAAGUUGUCCGCAACGCGGAGGAGGCUCUAGGGACGGCGCCAAGGACGGCAAAUCAGUGGAAGAGCCCUGCCGAGAAUGUGGAUCCUGACAAGGAGAUUCCCAAGCUAGUGAAGGAACUUCGAGAAGGACGGGUGGGAGAAUGGGUUGCAGGGAGGAAAGCAAGCUUCAAGGUGGAACAUCUUUUGGCGAAUGGAGAGGAAAGGAUCAGGGGCGCGGGAUUCUUGGAGGAAUUCUGCAGGAGGGGCGAUAGGGCUGUUGUGGAUGGCGAAGAUGCGGCGGAUGAGACGGAGCAGCUUGAGGGCGAAAAGGAGUGGAGGAGGAGAAAUUUGUUCUUUGCCCCCGAUUUCGGGUUUGAUUGGGGUUUGUAA
This is a messenger RNA of Morchella sextelata, 3237 nucleotides long. RefSeq lists its product as uncharacterized. Gene Ontology annotation, cellular component: nucleus. The transcript is spliced from 4 exons. The record is from RefSeq and is a predicted model, not a curated record. Gene Ontology annotation, molecular function: transcription cis-regulatory region binding. The coding region runs from base 1 to 3237 and encodes 1078 amino acids. Lineage: Eukaryota; Fungi; Ascomycota; Pezizomycetes; Pezizales; Morchellaceae. Gene Ontology annotation, biological process: regulation of transcription by RNA polymerase II.